UAUUAAUUCGAUUCGUCAAUCUGAUUAUGAAGAUGGCUCAGAUAAAUAUUGAAUUUUGCUAACUGACAUUACAAAUAAUAACAUAACCAGGAGUAUUGAGUUCAGAAAAACUGUCAAUUUCAAAUAAAAUUAUUUUUGCCUUAAAAUUAGCAUUUCAGGUCAAUGACGAAAAAAUUUACCGUUCUUUUAUUAUGCGUGUUUUUCCACACAUCCUUCUGCCGUAAUCGAUUAAACUGUCCUGCAUUUUACGGAGUUAAAAAUGUGAACAUGACGAGUCUGGUUGGAAAGUGGUACGAGAUCGAGAAGGUGAAAACUCCAUUUGAGGGGUUGUUCUUCGCAUGUACAAAAUUAGAACUCUCUUUGCCAAACGAUUUCCACGCCACAGGUCAGAAAACCUUAAUUGCGAACAAAACUGGAACCGACGGUCAUCAGUACGAGUCACUGAUAGGAACACUCAGACAAUCCCACCAAUCGAAAGGCGAAAUGCACCUGCGUCUGACCAGAAGACUGCGAAAGACAUACAACGUUAAACUAGUAAUGUUCGACGAGAACCAAUACGCAGUGUUCUACGGUUGUGCUAAGCUACAAGGGCCAGAUAACGAGUACCUCUUCAUUUACAGUCGGGAGAAGACACUGCCUUUCGAAGUGCUGAGACAGUUGAACAAAAACCUGCGGUACAUGGGGGUGAAAAUGAGUAGUUUGAUAAUGGUCGACCAGUACAAUUGUACCAUUCAAAAAUAACACAUCUAUUUGAAUAUGGAAAGAUUUCGGCUUCAUUUUGAAACAGUCGAUUAAAGUUGAAGAAGUAAUCGGGUAGAGGUGCUUACUUUAUAUAUCGACUUUCAAAGUCGAGCAAGCACAUGGCAGUGUUCGACCGAAAAAAAAUUAUUCGAGACAGGGGUUUGGGUCGAGCACGAAUUUUCAAUUAGCACCCGGCCCAGCUCCCAACAUUGGGCCUAUUUUUCGUACAGGAGACAGAUGUCAUCAAAUAUUCCGCAGUUGGACCCAGCUUGAUGAGGCGGAUGGCACUGGGACCCCUCCAACCGGGACCGUAACGGGAUUCGAAUCCAAAACCUUUGUGUUAAAGGCCGUGCGUCUUAUCCACUCAGCCAUAGCUGUUCUUUCUAGCACAAUCGAAACAUACCUACAUUACGAGACCAAACUGUGCGUUUUGUGAAUUGUCACCGGAUUCCGCAUCAAUAACGCUCCUUUCUUCUUCUUUUUCUCGUUCAUUUUCUUUGAUCGUUCCGACAAAACUAUAACUUGUUUAAAGACUUGUCGCUGGAAUCCAGGAACACAGAUACAAAACCCUGCCCUUAUCUAGUGCAGAACUUGGCCUCGUAAAGUAGAGCACGGUCGAUCACGGUCAAAACAUACCUCAAGCACGGUCGAGACCGAUUGUCCCGCGGGAAU
Messenger RNA from Symsagittifera roscoffensis, 1413 nucleotides. RefSeq lists its product as uncharacterized. The coding region runs from base 163 to 741 and encodes 192 amino acids. Gene Ontology annotation, cellular component: cytoplasm. Gene Ontology annotation, biological process: response to reactive oxygen species; lipid metabolic process. The transcript has 3 exons. The record is from RefSeq and is a predicted model, not a curated record. NCBI's taxonomy places the organism in Eukaryota, Metazoa, Xenacoelomorpha, Acoela, Convolutidae.